AAUAUAACAACUUAAUUUCUUGAGUAUUCUUGAAAGAAAAAGAAAUAAAAAAGUUGUCAUCACUCAUCAAUAAUGUCUUUUUUGAGAUUUAUUGUUCCAAUUUUCUUCUUGAUUUCAAUUUUCGUAGCAUCGAAUGCUCAAUUAAGUUCUACAUUUUAUGCUACUACUUGCCCUAAUGUUACUGAAGUUGUACGUGGUGUCAUGGAACAAACUCAACGUACCGAUGUUCGUGCUGGUGCCAAAAUUAUUCGCCUUCAUUUUCACGAUUGCUUCGUUAAUGGUUGUGAUGGAUCUAUUUUGCUAGAUAAUGCAACUGGGAUUAUAAGUGAAAAAGAUGCAGCUGCAAAUGUUGGUGCUGGAGGAUUUGAAAUUGUGGAUGAUAUUAAAACUGCAUUGGAAAAUGUGUGCCCCGGUGUUGUAUCUUGUGCUGAUAUUUUAGCUCUUGCAUCUGAAAUCGGAGUUGCCUUGGUUGGAGGUCCAACAUGGCAAGUUCUUUUAGGGAGAAGAGAUAGCUUAACAGCAAAUAGAACUGGAGUUGAUAGUGAUAUCCCAAGCCCAGUUGAAAGUCUUGAUGUUAUGAGACCACAAUUCACCAACAAGGGAAUGGAUAUAACUGAUCUUGUUGCUCUAUCAGGUGCACAUACAUUUGGAAGAGCAAGAUGUAGGACAUUUCAACAAAGACUUUUCAACUUUAAUGGAAGUGGUAGCCCUGAUCCAACAAUAAACUCAACUUAUUUACCAACACUACAAGGAACUUGUCCACAAGGAAACGAUGGAAAUACUUUUGAAAAUCUUGAUAAAACAACUCCAGAUAAUUUUGAUAAUGACUAUUACAUAAAUCUUCAAAAUCAAGAAGGUCUACUUCAAACAGAUCAAGAAUUAUUUUCGACAUCGGGAUCCGAUACAAUCGCGAUAGUGAAUCGUUACGCGGGUAGUCAGACUCAAUUUUUCGAUGAUUUUGCUAGCUCGAUGAUUAAAUUGGGAAAUAUCGGUGCGUUAACGGGUACUAAUGGAGAGAUUAGGACUGAUUGUAAGAGGGUUAAUUAGUUAAUUAGGAGUGGUUUAUAAGUUAUAAUAUAUGCAUGAUAAAUUGUGUUUAUGUUUAUGUACCAAAAGAGAGAUACUAUAAUGUCUUGAUCAAGUGUAAUUUUGCUUUUGUUUAAAUGUAAUAUGUGCUAAAAUAGCAAUCCUAAAUAAAUAAGAAUGGUAUGCUAAAAAGCAA
Messenger RNA from Solanum tuberosum (potato), 1222 nucleotides. Its product is annotated as lignin-forming anionic peroxidase-like. Gene Ontology annotation, biological process: hydrogen peroxide catabolic process; response to oxidative stress. The coding region runs from base 73 to 1047 and encodes 324 amino acids. The transcript has 4 exons. Gene Ontology annotation, molecular function: heme binding; peroxidase activity. Lineage: Eukaryota; Viridiplantae; Streptophyta; Magnoliopsida; Solanales; Solanaceae. The record is from RefSeq and is a predicted model, not a curated record.